Manduca sexta (tobacco hornworm) is the source of this 1006-nucleotide messenger RNA. RefSeq names its product brachyurin-like. The record is from RefSeq and is a predicted model, not a curated record. The transcript is spliced from 5 exons. Gene Ontology annotation, molecular function: serine-type endopeptidase activity. Gene Ontology annotation, biological process: proteolysis. The coding region runs from base 51 to 929 and encodes 292 amino acids. Lineage: Eukaryota; Metazoa; Arthropoda; Insecta; Lepidoptera; Sphingidae.
UAUUGGGUGAAGUUUUAAAUAUAUUAUUACUUGCUCAACUAGUCAGGAGAAUGAAGGUAUUUGUAGCAAUUUUAUUCCUCGCGAGCGUUGCCUUCGCUGAGGAUCUUCCUUUGGAUGGUAAUACAGCGUAUGGAUACCUUGAGAGAUAUGGCAUCCCCAGAGCUGAAAAGAUUCGCGCAGCUGAAGAAAAAGCCUCAAAGGAAUCAAGGAUUAUUGGUGGCGUAGAUGCUGUACCCGGACAAUUGGAGUACCAGGCAGGUCUCCUCAUUUCCUUGAUUGGAUUAGACGGCACAGGUGUUUGUGGUGCUUCUCUCGUCAGCCCUAACAGACUGGUGACCGCCGCCCACUGCUGGUUUGACGGCCGUCACCAGGCCUGGAAGAUCACUGUUGUUCUUGGUUCCGUACGCCUUUUCUCUGGUGGCACCAGAAUUGACACCAGUGUCGUGGUUAUGCACCCUAACUGGACUCCAAGACUAGCGCGCAAUGACAUCGCUAUGAUCUACAUUCCUAACUCUGUUACUUAUUCAAGGUAUAUCGGCCCUAUUGCACUGCCUGACGGACCAGAGCUUCAAGAAGAAUUUGUUGGUGUCCGCGCUGUCGCAUCUGGAUUUGGACUUACUUCUGAUGGUGGCGAUAUCUUACCUAGCCAGAGCCUUAGCCAAGUUUCCGUGAACGUGAUCUCCAACAACAUCUGCUCCGCCGCGUUCCCCCUUAUCGUGCAGCCCACUAAUAUCUGCACCAGCGGUCUUGGUGGAAUCGGUACUUGUCAUGGCGAUUCUGGUGGCCCGCUUGUCGCCAACAGAAACGGCAGACGGAUCUUGAUCGGCGUGACGUCAUUCGGUUCAGCUCUGGGUUGCGAGUCCAUAUUGCCGUCUUCCUACGCACGUGUCACUUCCUUUAUUGCCUUCAUCAAACAACACAUGCAUUAAAUGUUGGGUAGUGGAAAAAGGAAUAUAAUAUUAACAUUAAAUAAAAAAAAUGUUUUUUUUUUAACAUUUUUACCUUA